AUGGCAAAAAAUACAUCAUUAUAUUUUCGCAUUGUCGAGGGCAGGAACCUCCCAGCCAAAGACGUGUCGGGGACUAGUGAUCCAUAUUGCAUAGUCAAAGUUGACAAUGAAGUUGUGGCCAGGACUGCUACAGUGUGGAAGAACCUUAAUCCCUUCUGGGGUGAAGAGUAUACACUUCACCUCCCAAUGGGUUUCCAUUCACUCUCCUUCCAUGUCAUGGAUGAAGAUACUAUCGGCCAUGACGAUGUUAUCGGAAAAAUUUCUCUGACCAAAGAAGCCAUUGGAUCUCAAACUAAAGUGCUCGACAGUUGGAUAAAUCUGACGAGGGUUGAUCCUGAUGAAGAAGUCCAGGGAGAGAUCCAUCUGACUCUACAACUGCUCAAGUACACAGAGAAGAUUGUCUUGCGAUGUGACGUGAUUGAAGCCAGAGACUUGGCUCCAAGAGACAUUUCUGGAACAUCAGAUCCAUUUGCAAGAGUUAUUUACAAGAAUCACAGCGCUGAGACCUCGAUUAUUAAGAAGACACGUUUCCCUCACUGGGAAGAGACACUGGAGCUGGACUUGAAACCAGAGGAACUUAAUGAAGAGGGAACUGUCAUUGUUGAGGUCUGGGACUGGGACAUGGUGGGCAAAAACGAUUUUCUGGGAAAGGUGGAAAUUCCUUCUUCCUGUUUGCAAAAAACUCUAUUGGAGAGCUGGUUUCGUCUGCUACCUUUGGGAAACAAUGAGGUGGAUGCAGGUGGCAAGUUGGGCGCACUGCGUCUGAAGGUACGUUUGGUGGAGGAUCAGAUUUUGCCGUCUGUAUACUAUCAGCCCCUUAUUGACCUUUUAGUCGAGUCUGUGAUCUCCCCAUCUGAGGUUGAAGACAGCAGUGCAUUGCGCAUGCUGGAGGACGUAACCACAGUUGAGAGCCGACAAGAUGUGGCCAUGACCUUGGUGAAGAUCUACUUGGGUCAGGGCCUGGUGAUUCCUUUCUUAGAUUAUCUGAACACCCAGGAGGUCCACCAAACUACAGAUCCAAAUACACUAUUUCGCUCCAACUCUCUUGCAUCUAAAGCUAUGGAGCAGUUCAUGAAGGCUGUUGGCAUGCUGUAUUUACAUGAAGUGCUAAAGCCCAUCAUCAACCGUAUCUUUGAAGAGAAGAAGUACAUUGAACUGGAUCCCUGUAAGAUUGACCUCAAUCACACAAGGCGAAUUUCAUUUAAGGGUGCCGUGUCGGAGGCAGAGGUGCGAGACAGCAGUGUGGAGUUGCUGCAAAACUACUUAACCAAGAUCGUUGAAUCAAUCGUGAGCUCAGUUGAGCAAUGUCCUCCUGUCAUGAGAGUGGCCUUCAAACAGCUGCACAAGCGGGUAGAAGAGCAGUUUGCUGAACCUGAGAACGAGGAUGUGAAAUAUCUCGCCAUCAGUGGAUUCUUUUUCCUGCGUUUUUUUGCUCCUGCUAUCCUCACACCUAAAUUGUUCCAGCUGAGAGACCAGCAUGCUGAUACACGUACAAGCAGGACACUGUUACUCCUGGCCAAGGCAUUACAAAGUGUGGGAAACCUGGGUCUCCAACUGGGACAUGGAAAAGAGCAGUGGAUGGAACCUCUCCAUCCCAUUAUCCUUCGCAGUGUGGCCUCUGUCAAGGACUUCUUGAACAAAAUGAUUGACAUAGAUCAUGAAAUCGGAUCUGAGAUGCCACAGCGGGCUGUGCUCCUCCCCUCAGUCAUCGUCAAAGAGGGCUACCUCCACAAACACAAAUCAGAAGGAGGCCAGCUUCUGUCCCGUUUCUCUUCCAAGAAGCGCUACUUUUGGUUAACAACAGAGACCCUCUCUUACGCAAAGACAUCUGAUUGGCAGGUGCGCUCCUCGAUCCCCAUCCAUUGUGUAUGCGGGGUAGAGAGGGUGGACGAAAAUGCCUUCCAGCAGCAGAAUGUAAUGCAGGUCAUUACUAAGGACAAUGAUGGGCAGCUGCAUACUAUGUACAUCCAGUGCAAGAAUGUAAAUGAACUGAACCAGUGGCUGUCCGCUAUCAGAAAAGUCAGCAUCUACAAUGAGCACAUGCUAAAUUCCUUCCACCCGGGGACACAUCGUGGGGGCAAGUGGACGUGCUGCCUACAGACGGAUCGUACAAUUGCAGGCUGCAGUCGAACCCACUCUGCUGUGACUCUGGGGGACUGGAGUGAUCCUCUUGAUCCUGAUGUAGAGACUCAGACAAUUUACAAACAGCUUCUCCAAGGAAGGGACAAACUCAGGAAAAAAUACCUCCCAGAAGCAGAUCAUGUGGGAAGCAUUAAAGAAGAGAUCAACUCUAACAUUAAUUCAGAUGGCGCAGAGAGUAAAGUGGACUUGGUAAGGCCGGGUCAGAGCCUUGCCACUCGGCUACUGAAGGUGAUUGAAAAUUUAGAACAAGCUCAUGCAACUUUCAAGAGCAGAGAUGAGGAGGCCCCUACAAAUGUUAUCCUAAAUCCAUAG
This is a messenger RNA of Nerophis lumbriciformis (worm pipefish), 2454 nucleotides long. The record is from RefSeq and is a predicted model, not a curated record. NCBI's taxonomy places the organism in Eukaryota, Metazoa, Chordata, Actinopteri, Syngnathiformes, Syngnathidae.